AUGCUUGAAUCAAUCGACGGUCUAGGGCUCGGAGGGCCAUCGACCGCGCAGCAGACAGAACAAUGCAGGCCAGACUAUGCCAACGAGGCGGUCUUCCGCCGAAAUACUUUGCCGCCGCGGUCCUACUGGAUCCCAAAGACCUCCCUGUCACUCAAUGGUGUCUGGGACUUUUGUUACGCCAGCAGUCCCCUUGAAGCCGAUGAUUUCAGUCAACAAGACAACUCGUGGACUACCAUACAGGUGCCAGGUCAUUGGCAGCUUCAAGGCCACGGUCAACCUCAGUAUACCAACAUCGUCUACCCAUUCCCAGCUUGUCCGCCAUAUCUCCCGGACGAGAACCCCACAGGCACGUAUCGACGGACUUUUUCAGUGCCACCCGGAUGGGACUGUAGUGCUCAAUUGCGACUACGCUUCGACGGCGUCGACAGUGCCUAUCACGUCUGGCUUAAUGGCGACCUCAUUGGCUACGCCCAAGGCAGUCGGAACCCGGUCGAAUUUGACAUCACGACCGCGGUGAAACGCGACAAACCCAACAAGCUGUUGAUCCGCGUUUAUCAGUGGUCAGACGGCUCCUACAUCGAAGAUCAGGACCAGUGGUGGCUCUCUGGCAUUUUCCGGGACGUCCACCUCAUAGCAUUUCCGACGACAUGCCGAAUUGACGACUUUUUCAUCCGUGGCGACCUCGAUUCUGCCUAUGAGCAUGGUGUUCUUCGCGUCACGACUGACGUCCACUGCCCCAAAGGCGGGCAUAUGGUAGUGGUCCUGCGCGAAAGGCCUGAUCGUGGGGGCAAGGCCAUAGCCAAUGCAGAAACUGAAUUUGGGGCAAAUACUCCGAAAGUCGACCUUGAGAUACGAAUGGACAGUCCCAACAAGUGGACCGCGGAGACUCCGUAUUUGUACGAUGUCGAAAUUACACUGAUGGAUGGCAGCAAUUUUGACAGCGUACAACACACGACCGGCUUCCGAAAAGUCGAGCUCAAGAAUGGCUUGCUCACGGUCAACGGAAAGUCCCUUCGAUUCCGUGGCGUGAACCGGCACGACCACCAUCCCCGGCUCGGACGUGCCGUACCACUGGAAUUCGUCCGUCACGACCUAGAGCUGAUGAAGAAACACAACAUCAACGCCGUGCGUUGCUCGCACUACCCAUCCCACCCUGGCCUCUAUGCCCUCGCCGACGAGAUUGGGCUGUGGGUCAUGGACGAGGCGGAUCUCGAAUGUCACGGGUUCUCCGAGGUCGUGGCGACCAACACGGCGGACUGGGACGGCGGAGAAGCUUCUUACGAGCGAUGGAUAGGUACGGUAUCCCAGCAGGCGAGAAAGUACUUGUCGGACAAUCCGAAGUGGAAAGCCGCCUAUGUCGAUCGAGCCGUGCAGAUGGUGCACCGGGACAAGAACCACGCCAGCGUCAUCGUCUGGUCGCUCGGCAACGAGGCCUUCUGCGGGCAGAACCACGUCGCAAUGUACGAGGUCUGCAAGCGCCUUGACCCGAGCCGCUUGGUCCACUACGAGGGCGACACCGGCAUGGGCACCACGGACAUCUACUCAUUCAUGUACGCGGAGGUGGAUGCCCUUGUAGAGAGGGCCUCGACCCGGGACGUCGCCGCGGACGGCACCUUCACAAAGCCGGUCAUCAUGUGCGAGUACGCACACGCCAUGGGAAACGGUCCCGGUCUGCUUGAGGACUACGAAGAUGUCUUUCGCUCGCACCCGCGCAUCCAGGGCGGCUUCGUCUGGGAGUGGGCGAACCACGGCCUCUCUCAGGUUCGUCCGGACGGCAAAUCGUUCCAUGCCCACGGCGGAGACUUUGGGCAAAAGGUCAAUGACGGGACAUUUGUCAUGGAUGGGCUCUGCAACAGCGAACAUGAGCCCACACCUGGACUCAUAGAAUUGAAGAAAGUUUUUCAGCCAGUCUCUGUUCGUCUGGAGGGUCGAAACUUGGUCGUUGAGAAUAACUACAACUUUGUCGACCUUGGGUAUUUGGAGGCGACAUUCAAAGUCGAGCGAUUCGGUGAAAGUGCAGAGAUAAUCCUGGCUGGAAAACUGGAGCUUCCCCCCAUUACGCCCGGUGCAAAAGGGGCUGUUAGCCUUCCUGAUGCCGUGUUUGAGCAAAAGGCUGAGUUCGAGGUGAUACUCACUGUGAACUUUCAACUGAGGGAUGAUACGACCUGGGCGCAGAAGGGGUAUGAAGUUGCGUGGUUCCAGCACCAACUCUGUCCCGGAUGCCGUCUUCCAAUCUCUAUACGCUCAGGGCCGUCCAUCCCGACAAUUUACUCUACCAAUUCUUCCCUGACCAUCUCCACAGCAAAGUCCACAUUCACUUUCAGUCGAGUCCGUGGUCUGCUUAAAUCAUGGACCACUCCUUCUGGAGCAGUAAUACCAGAGUCCUCACACCCCAAGGACGCUCUGAUCCCCGGUUUCUGGCGACCUCCGACGGACAACGACAGGCCCAGAGCACUUCCCCACUGGCGCUCUUUUGGUGUAGACAAGAUCAACUCCCAACUUCGCUCCAUGGUUCUCGACCAGAAGACCCGAGCCCACGGCCUGACCUUGAGAACGGAGACAUACAUUGCUCCUCCCUCCUUGGGCUGGGGCUGGCACGCAGUCACCACAUACCAGAUUCAGCCGGACGGCUCCGCAAUGUCAGUCUUCGUGCACUUGGAGAAGCCGGUUGGUAAUGCUCCUCAACAUUGCCCUCGAAUGGGGGUGGAUGUUGCGAUGACAAAAGCCAUCACCCACGUAAAGUGGUUUGGUCGUGGUCCCGGCGAGUCAUAUCCAGACAAGAAAAGCAGCCAGCGCCUCGGCAUUUGGGAUGUCGAUGACAUUUCUCAACUACAGACUCGAUACGAUGUCCCCCAGGAGAAUGGAAAUCGCAUGGACACUCGCUGGCUAGAGCUGACCGUCUCGGGAACAGGUCCGGUAGUGAGGGUGAGCGGGAUUGACGAGCCAUAUCCCUUCGAAUCCGUCGACACCGCACAGAACCCGAGAAAUAAAGUCCGGUUGGCACCCCAGCCACCAUUCAACUUUACAGCGACGCGGCACUCUGCCGACAUGCUCGAGAAAGCCGCCCAUCCUUGUGACCUCGUUGAGGAAGAUGUGACUUUGCUCCGCUUAGACGCGGCAGUCAGCGGUCUAGGGACGGGUGCCUGUGGCCCGGCAACGCGGGAGAAGCACAUGGUUAAACCUGCUGCAACCAGUUUUGGGUUCAUUCUGACGUUGAAAUGA
This is a messenger RNA of Fonsecaea pedrosoi CBS 271.37, 3222 nucleotides long. RefSeq lists its product as uncharacterized. Gene Ontology annotation, cellular component: beta-galactosidase complex. Gene Ontology annotation, molecular function: beta-galactosidase activity; carbohydrate binding. The transcript is spliced from 3 exons. The coding region runs from base 1 to 3222 and encodes 1073 amino acids. Lineage: Eukaryota; Fungi; Ascomycota; Eurotiomycetes; Chaetothyriales; Herpotrichiellaceae. The record is from RefSeq and is a predicted model, not a curated record. Gene Ontology annotation, biological process: lactose catabolic process.